This is a messenger RNA of Pelodiscus sinensis (Chinese soft-shelled turtle), 10147 nucleotides long. Lineage: Eukaryota; Metazoa; Chordata; Testudines; Trionychidae. The record is from RefSeq and is a predicted model, not a curated record.
UCUGACUCUCCUCCUCUUACCCCGAACCCAAAGAGAAAGUGCCAUGCAGCCACAUUUCUGAGCGGGGAGUGGAGCUACUGGGCAAGCAGGGGAGCUUAGUGAGCCGAAUCUGGUGCACAGAUGAUAUUUUGCCCAGACCUACUCUUGGGGAAAUGGAACGUACCUGUCCAGAUGCUCUGAAUGCCCAGUUUCUGCAGGUCUUGGGAUUCCCUCCAACUUCUCUUGCCACAACUCUAAGAGAAACCCUAAGCAAGUGUCAGGUAAUAUCAGGGGAGACAUGGAAAUGAGGGCAAUCUUCUGCAUAGAAGACAGAACCUGUUCCAGGAGUGGAAUUUCAACCCAUCCCAGCCUACUAAGACCAGAACACCCAAGCUGCAGAACACCCAUGUCUUGCUCCCGCUUAGCCCGUGGCCUACAGAGCCAGGGCAAGGAAAUGGCAGUGGCAGAGCUGGUGAGCUUCGAGGAGGUGGCUGUGUAUUUCUCUGAGGAGGAAUGGGCUCUUCUGGACCCGGGUCAGAGAGCCCUCUACUGGGAUGUGAUGCAGGAGAAUUAUGAGGCUGUGAGCUGGCUGGGAUUUCCAGUCUUCAAAGCUCAUGUGAUCUCCUGGGUGGAGCAAGGGGAGGAGCUGUGGAUCCCGGAUCUCCAGGGCUUAGAGGAAGGGGAGAACAUCACCGACACCCACACAGCAGGUGAUGGGACGCUGAGUGAGAACAAUGAGGAGAGUCUUCAUCAGGAAGCACCGGAGCAAGUGGCUCCACAUGGGAUGUUAUUGGGAAGUUCUGAAGGGCAUGUUUCCCAGAUACCUGAGCAGGGAGAAACCUGUAAGAGUCAGCAUAGCCCAGACAGGCAGCAGGGAAAACAUCCAGAGGAGGGACAAGGCAAAUCCAGUCACUGGGGCAGAGGAGUGAAAAUAAAUACAGAAGCGGUUCAACAGAAAAUCCCCCAUCAACAAGCACCCUCCACUUACAAUGACUGUACAACUCUUAUUGAACAUCAUAAAAUCCCCACAGGUGAGAAACCCUUCAACUGCUCUGACUGUGGGAAAAGCUUCAGUAAGAGGUCAGACCUUGAAAGACAUAGCAGAAUUCACACUGGGGAGAAACUCUUUUAUUGUUCUGACUGUGGGAAAAGCUUCAGUAGGAGCUCAAAUCUUUUUAGACAUCAGAGAAUCCACAGAGAGCCAUGUUUCAACUCCUCUGACUGUGGGGAAAGCUUCAGUGACAGAUCAGACCUUGUUAGACAUUGGAGAAUCAACACAGCAGAGAAACCCUUCAGCUGCUCUGACUGUGGGAAAAGCUUCAGUUGGAACUCCCAUCUUAAUACACACAGGAGAAUCCACACAGGGGAGAAACCUUUCAGCUGCUCUGACUGUGGGAAAAGCUUCAGUCAGCACUCAAGUCUAAUUAGACAUAAGAGAAACCACACAAGAGAAAAACCCUUCAAUUGCUCUGACUGCGAGAAAAGCUUCAAUGAGAGUUCACAACUUGUUCGACACAGGACAAUUCACACUGGAGAGAAACCCUUCAGCUGCUCUGAGUGUGGGAAAAGUUUCAAUAGGGGCUCACAGCUUGUCAUACAUAAGAGAAUCCACACAGGGGAGAAGCCAUUCAGCUGCUCUGACUGUGGGAAAAGUUUCCAUGGGCGCUCACACCUUGUUAAACAUUGGAGAAUUCACACAGGGGAGAAACCCUUCAGCUGCUCUGACUGUGGGAAAAGUUUCCGUGGACGCUCACAUCUUAUUAGUCAUCAGAGAAUCCACACAGGCGAGAAACCUUUCAACUGCGCUGACUGUGGAAAGAGCUUCAGUAGGAGCUCAAGUCUUGUUACACAUAGGAGAGUUCACACAGGGGAGAAACCCUUCAGGUGUUCUGACUGUGGGAUAAGUUUCAGUAGGAGCUCGUACCUUGUUACACAUGGAAGAAUCCACACAGGAGAGAAACCCUUUGAUUGUUCUGAGUGUGGGAAAAGCUUCAGGGAGAGGUCAGGCCUUGUUAAACAUUGGAGAAUUCACACAAGGGAAAAACCUUUUGACUGUGAGAAAAGUUUGAUUUGGCCCUCAAAUCUUAACAAUCAUCCUAUAAUCCACACAGGAGAAUCAUAGAAUCAUAAAAUCAAAUAAUAGAACACUAGAACUGGAAGGGACCUCAAGAGGUUAAGUCCAUUCCCCCUGCCCUGACAGGAGGUCCAAGCACCCUUUGUUAUCACUGGUAGAUGUUUGUCUAAUUUGCUUUCAGAUAUCUCCAAUGAUGGAGAUUCUACAACCUCCCUAGGCAGUUUAUUCCAGUGUUUAACCACCCUGAUAGUUAUGUAGUUUUUCCUAAUGUCUAACCUAAACCUCCCUUGCUGUAAUUUAAGAACAAUUUUUUCCCUCCUCCUUGAAACAUCUUUUUAGGUACUUGAAAAUUGCUAUCAUGUCCCCUCUAAGUCCUCUCUUUUCCAAACUAAACAAACCCAGUUCUUUCCGUCUUCCUUUUUUGGUCAUGUCUUCUAGACCUUUAAUCAUAUUUUAUGCUCUUCUCUGGACCCUCUCUAAUUUCUCUGCAUCUUUCUUGAAAUGUGGUGCCCAGAAUUCAACACAAUAUUCCAAUUAAGCCUCCUCAGUGCAGAGUUGAGUGGAAGAAUUACUUCUUGUGUCUUGCUCACAACAUUCCUGUUAGUGCAAUCCUGUAACUUCUCUGACCACAGGAAAAGGUUCAUUCUGAGGUCAGAACUUGUUAGACAUAGGAGAAUCCACAUGAGAGGAACCCCAUAAUCUAAGUCCCCUUUAAGUUGUGUGGUCAUACAGCUUUGCUACAGCCUAAUAAAUACCUAGCAAGCUCUUAGGGCUGUGGUGGAGAUUGAUGCCUCUACUCACUGGUUUCAACUCCUGCCCAGACCAGCAAUAACCAGCACACAGCUGGCUAUGCCGCAGUCCCAGAGCUGCCAUGACAGGGAAACAUGCCUCCCUCCCCCCCCAGCAGCAUCAGAGCUGGGGGAGAGGAAGCUGAUGGGGGGGGGGAUCUUCUCUCUCCUACAUCGUCCUUUGGUGGCCUACCCCUCAAAGCCCUUCAUCCUUGGCCCACCUCAGAGAUCACACCCCGAGCCCAAGCCCUCAUCCUAAAGCUUCUGUCUCAUCCCUGAGCCCCUAGUCCCCAGCUGUUUGGCCCAGCCCUGAGCCUCCUUCCCAUAAUACAAGAUCCUGAGGCCCAGCCCAACUCCUGCCACAUGAACUUCUGUGCACCAAUAUGGAUAAUAUGUCGCACAUAUUGGUGCCUUUAACAAAAUUCAAUCUGCAACUUUGGGAAAAAAUUAGAUGGGACACUGUGUAUAACUGUUCUGACUGUGAGAAGGGCUUCAAUGAGAGGUCAGACCAUGUUAGACAUAGGAGAAUCCACACGAGAGAAACCCUUCAGCUGCUCUGACUGUGAGAAAAGCUUCAGUGAACGCUCACACCAUAUUGCACAUCAGAAGUUCAUACACGACAAAAUCCCUAUAACUGCUCAGACUGUGGGCAAAGGUUCAGUCAGGGCUGAUACCUCCUUGAACGUCUGUCAGGAGAGAAAGAUAAAAGCUGUAGUUUAAUCAGAGAAAGCUUUAGUCAGUGUCACACACCUCCCACUGCCCCUCCUCUGAGUGGGUACAGUGUGCGUCCAACCAUCCCUUCCCCCAGCUCGGGAGUUCAACCCCACACCCUAGUGAGUAGCCCCAACCACCCUUGAAUUCCCCAAAAUCUCCCCAACAGGCACAGUUUUACAGUCUGAAGCAUUGGUCGGGUCCUAUUGGUUCCAAACGACCGAGACACUGCUGUCAGAGGGGUAGGGGGACCAGGACCCUCCCCCUCUACUGGAACUCAGCUCAGGGCCCUAAGGACUGGAGGAAUCCACGUCUGAUCUGGCUGACGGGGACUCCACCUGAAACUCACCAGCCCGUGGGCCAAUAUCCAAGGCCCCACCCUGGGCUACUUCCAACCUUCCUUCCAGUGCAUGGCUCCACCCAAAAAGCCCACUUCCAGGGCUGUCGCUUCAUGGCAGGCCUUGAGCUGGAGCACCCUGGGCCCUGUCCACUCUCCCUGUGAGGACAUCAGUGGAGCCCAUGCGUAAGAGCCGUGGUGCUCUCCACCCAGGCUCAGCACGGCGCAUGGCAUCCUGGCAGCCUCCUUCCCAGUGUGCCCAGCGGGUUUAAAUCUCCCGCCAGGACGCCUUCCGUGCGUGGGGGCGUGGCACUGCCCUGCCCAUCUCCCUUGAUGCUGGGCCAAUGUUAAGCUCCUUGGAUAUGAGGGAGCAUGCGCAGCACUGGCAGCGCCGCCGUGGGGCCUGCUCUGCCCACAGUGCCGGUGCUGGACCGGCCGGAGUGUGGGGUGCGGGUGCCCCAGCACACACCCCCCAUCCAGGUUAGGCCUAGGCCCUCUUCCCCUUCCUCCCUCAUUGCUCUAGAGAAAAAGUCUGCGUUAUGGGUUUUACCUGACCGAUGUGUCAUCUCAAAGCAGUAUGACUGCAAGGACAGGUACCAUCUCAUGAUGCAUGUAUUCAUCUCUUUCAUGGUGUGCAGUCACUGGAGGGGCGCGUGGUUUGUAAUCAGCUGGAAUUGACUGCCUGGAAGAUAGUACCUCAACACGUCUAUAGCCCAUUUCAUAGCCAGCACCUCUUUCUCUAUCGUGUCAUAUUUCUGCUCCCAUGGAAACAGCUUUCAGCUUAUAUAGAGGACAGGGUGCUCCUCUCCUUCCACUUCCUGUGACAACACCAUCCCCAACCCAACCUCCGAAGCAUCAGUCUGCUUUAUAAUGGUUUUGUAAAGUCCACUUGGGUCAGAACAGGGGCAUGGGUCAACUACUCCUUUAGUGAUAGGAACGCUUGCUCCCCCUCUUCAGUCCACCACCCUUUCGUUGGUUGGGUCUUACAGAUUAAAUCUGUUAAGGGGGCUGUCAGUGUUGCAAAAUUGGGAAUGAAAUGCUGGUAGUAGCCUGCCAGUCCAAAAACUGGCAUACCUGCUUUUUUGUCAUCAAUGUGGGGAAGUCUUGGAUGUCACCUACCUUAUCUACCAAAGGCUUUAAUUUGCCCUGCCUCACCCCAAGUACGAUACCUUGUGGUGUCCAAAGUAGCACUUGCCUAGGUUCACCGUAAGCCCAUGUCACUCAGAGUUGUGAGCACUGCUACCAACUGCUGUAGAUGGUCAGCCCAUGUAGAGCUAAACAUCACUAUGACGUCUAUGUAUGCAGUGGUGUAAUAGCGAUGUUCCCAGAGAACCCUGUCCAUUAACCUCUGGAAGGUGAUGGUAGCUCCAUGCAGACCAAAGGGCAUGGUCACGAAUUGGUACAACCUAAAAGGGACGGGGAAUGCCGUCUUCUCUUUAGACACGGGAGUUAGUGGGAUUUGCCAAUAGCCCUUAGUUAAGUCAAGGGUAGAUCUAUAGUGUGCAUCUCCUAGAUGUUCUAAGAGCUUGUCCAUUCUGGGCAUUGUGUAGGCAUUGAAAUGGUAUAGCACAUUUACCUUGCGGAAGUUGAUACAAAAGCAGAUGGACCUGUCCCCCAUGGGUUGGUGCUCAGGGGCAGGACUGCGGCACCCCUUACCAUGUUAAUCAGGGACCGUGCACCCGGGGUGCAAGUAUAGCUUGGUCCGGCACUGUAACUCCUUCCACACAGAGACCCACAGGGGUCUCAUACCUUUUUUCCUGGUGCAGUUGUGACAUGGUGGUAGGCCCAGGCUAUUCAUCCUAGUUCCUUAGAAAGGACCCGGGGAAACGUCUGCAACAGUCAUAGAAGAUCGUCCUGCUGGCUCAGGUCCAACUCCUCCCCUAGUUGGACAGGUGGGGAAUCCCCUGUUUCUCCGCCCCAUGGGCCCAGCUCCAGCUCAGGUUGACAGGGCUUGAUCUUCUCGGGGGCACCACCCCUUUAAGAGAUUUACAUGAUAGAUCUGGGUACCCUGCUGCUUCCCCAAGAGUUGGAUCUCGUAAUCUACUUCCCCGACAUGGUGCCAUACUUUAAAAGAUCCUUGCCACUUCGCUAGUAAUUUGGAGUCCUAUGAGGGCAGUAGAAGCAACACCUGGUCCCCGGGUUUAAAUGUUCUCAACUGGGCUCCCUGGUUAUAAUAAUGGACCUGCCUCUCCUGGGCCUUCAAAAGAUUUGAGUUUGCAAACUCCCCCAGGGUCUGAAGUUUCUUUCUUAGGCCCAGUAUAUAUUGAACUGAUACCUGUACCCUAGAUUCUUGUUCCUCCCAUGUUUACUUUAUGAUGUCUAGUAUGCCUCGGGGUUGGCGUCCAUAUAAUAAUUCGAAUGGUGAGAACCCCUGGAUGCCUGAGGUACCUCCUGGACUGUGAACAAUAAAGCGGGCAACAGUUUGUUCCAGUCCCUGUCCACAAAUCUUGUCCUUGUCCACAAAUCGACAUAGCCUACUUUUUAGAGUCUUGUUAAACCUUUCUACUAGACCAUCUGUCUGGGGGUGGUAUACAAAAAACCCACUCCCAGGGCUGUUGCUUCAUGGCAAGCCCUGAACCGGAGAGCCCUGGGCCCCAUCCACUCUUCCCACGGAGUGGUCAGUGGAGCCCAUGCAUAGGAGGCUCUCUCCCUUCUGUGGUGCUCUCCGCCCAGGCUUGGCACAGCACGUGGCGUCUUCUGGCAGCCUCCUUCCCAGCUCACCUGGUGGGUUUAAAUCUCCCACCGGGACGCCUCCCAUGCAUGGGAGCGUGAUGCCGACGUGCUUCUGCACCUCACCCCCCUCUCUUAAUGCCAGGCCGAUGCUAAGCUCCCUGGACACCAGGGAGCAUGCGCAGCACUAGCGGUGCUGCGGGGCCUGCUCCACCCACAGUGCCGGCACUGGACCAGCCAGAGUGCAGGCACCCCAUCACAUGCACAUUAUAUCACAUUGGAGUACCCAAAGAUGAGAGAGACCCUAUUGUAAUAUAAGAGGGUUUCUGGGAGCACUGCUGAGAGGGUCCAAUCGGUGAAUUGCUCAAAGACAGGGCUACUUAUAGCCCAAGCUUGGGGACCCUCCACUAUAAAGUGCACCAAAUCAGUCACAAAGAGCACUUCUAUUUGCUGCACCGGCCAGCAAGAAGACACACAACCUAUCCCCUUAAACAUGUCAGCUUCUGCUGUUUCACAACCAGUACCAUACUCUACACAGAGGAGAGGUUAUGAAAACCAGUCUCACGAAAUCUGGACAGGUUCUCCCAAUCUCAAAGGAUCAGCCACAUUUCCAGGUCAAUUUAAACCUUAGAUCUUACCCAGAAAUGCACAUGAUGCCAGUCUUUUUGAAUAUAACAUUGAAAGGCUUAUGAAUAAAGAAAGGAAAUGGUGAGUAAAAUUGUUAAAGGAAACAAAUUAAAUACACUGAUUACAAAAUUCCUGGUGUAGGCUUGUAGCAGAGAUGGAAUAAACUGAUAUAUUAAACAUCUCUGGAAUACAGCCUUUGAAUACAUCAGUCUUUUUGGGUUCAAUUCAUAACAAAAAUGCUCCUGAAGUGAUGAGCUGGAAUGAAAACAAUGAUGGAUGAACCUCUGGAGCCCUCUUUAUAUCCUUGCCUAUGUGGAGGGAAUUCAUUGUUCUCCUGUAAAAGUACCUUCCAAAAUGGAUUCUGUCACGAGCAAAUCACUUUUCCAUGCACGCUGCAGAUUUUUUUAGGCAAGCAGCCAUGACUUACGUGCUGGUGUGAAGGUACACAACAAAGUCUUCAGCUGUGGAUUUGCACCACCUGAGGUGCAUUGUCACUCAAGUACUGCUAUUAACAAGUAAACCUUGUACAAUAGAUGAGUGCUUGUUGAUAGUCUCCCAGAAACCUUGCACAAUAUCAAACUUGUUGAUCAUCUCCCAGAAACAAACGUGAAAUGCAAGUACAGUGCCAAUACUCAUAACUUCAAGUACAAAGAGGAUACAUGCAUAUGAGCAGUAUAAACAAUCAGGGAAUCAUAAGCUUUCUGUAGACAUCUCACUUGGCCCACUUUGCACAAGUUUUGGUGCAAACAUAUGACAGUGGUUGCAACAAUGUUAUGUAAGUCCAUAACAUUAGAGACCAUCACAUUUAUGAAUUACCAAGGGUAGGAAAAGCCUCAGUCAGAGGUCAGACUACAGGCUUCUUUCAGAAGAAGCUUUUUUUUUGGAAGAGAUCUGAAAAAUCUUCUUCUGAGAGUGUCAGCACUGCAAAAGUACAUUGAAAAGGCAAUCUGCUUUUUCGAAAGAGAGUGUCCAGACUGAAUGGACGCUCUCUCACAUGUAAGCUAUGAUUGCUAUGGAUGGAAUGGCCACCAGGGCACCUAUGCUUUUUCCUCUUUCCUCUUUUUCUGAAAGAACUCCUUCUUCCCCACCCACACAUGCCUUUUUGCGAAAGAGUUCUUUUGCAAAAAGGCUUCUUCCCCAUAGAAUGAGGAUUACCAAUGCCAGGAAAACCCUCUGUGCUUUCAGUUUUCUUAUAGAAGAAUGCAGUUGCAGUGUGUACAUUCCUCAAGUUUUGUUGAAAAAUUAGCUGUUUUUCCCACAAAACUCUGUAGUGUAACAUACCCCCAGUUGUCCACCAGAGAACCCAUACAGGGAAGAAACCAUUAAAUGCCAUGAAUUUGGGAAAAGAUCAGUGAGAGCUCAGCUCUUAAUAAUCCUCAGGGAAGCUCUGGAGAAGAGUGCUCCAAGUGCGGGAAAGCCUUCUAGUGCACCUCAUCCCUCAUGAGAUCUAAAUGCAUCCACCCAGGACACACAUUGUUAAAAGUGUGCUGGCUAGGGAUGGAGCCAAGAAAAUACAAUACUUCCUUAUUCCUACAAAGAGUCUGCCUUGCCUGCAUUGGCCAUGAGUGAGAGAUAUGGCAUUAUUCAAGCAGGGAAUGAAACAUCCUUCAGAGAACAGCGCCAUGCAGAGCAAGGGACUGAGAUAAGAGUCCCACAUUAUGACAGGACUUGAUUAUAACUUCUUGAGAAAUCUGAAUGGUUUCUUUUCUGUUACUUCAUUUAAGUAUGAUGAUAUACACCUAAGUCAUGAAGAAAAUUCCAAUGCUAAAAAGUCCACAUAGAUUUUGGAAAUUAAUUAUUACUAAAAUGCCAUAAGGAUUUCUGUGCUUCAGAGCUGUUGGAAUUUCACCUAAGAGACCUUAAUUCUUGCUUUCCUAGAACACUGACCCCUCUGGAGUUCAGCUUUGUUCCCUAGACUCUUUGGCUGGUAGCUGAUGUUAACAGAAAGGUGUCCAAGUCAUAUAAACUCACCAACUUCCAUCCAACUACGAAAAGGUUCUAAUGUCAUAUGGUACAGAAGGAAAGAAUUUUGCUAGUAACAGUAAAAGUAGUACAGCCUUGAAGCUGCCUGAGACUGAAGAAAGUUCUAAAAAAAAAACCAGAAUUGGUUGUAGUCUGUCAAAUUCAUGGUCCAGUUUUGUCAAUGUUGGGGUCACAUAAUUUAAAAAAUCAGACAUUUCAUCAUUUUAAUGUAUAAUGUCAUGCUGUUGUAAUUGUAGGGGUCCUGACUGAAAAAGGAAUUGUGGAGGAGAGGGGUGUCACAAGUUUAUUGUGGGGGGAGGGUUUUUUUAAGUCCUGGCUUGGCAAUACCCCGGCUGGGAUAAUUGAGUUGGGGUUGGUCUGCUUUGUACAAGGGUUUGGACUCGAUGACCUCCUGAGGUCUCUUCCAACCCUAUGGUUCUAUGAUACCAAGACAUGUAUAUCUCAGUGUGAUAUACAGAUCUUAAAUAUCACCAGCUCUCCUGCUUUUGGCAUGGUUCUGGCAAUAUUUGGCAUAUUUAUGAAUGUAGGAGUUGCUGGUUAUGGGAAGCCAGGAGGCAAUUUUCCAUAUCAGUUCAGAAACAAAAAGGAACCAAACUGUAAAGUUUAAAAAAAAUCAUAAUUUUUGAUGCAUGGCCUUGGAAUUUGUAGUGCUGUCUGUACUAUAUAUGUGUGACCCUGAGCCACAAAGGAUGAAUCAAUUGUAACAAUAUAGUUUUUCUGCAACCAUAUUGGAAGGCCUAAAUGGACACCAGAAUGAAGAGCAGCAGCCAUUAGCUGUAAAACCUGGAGUCACAUACUCACAUUCCAUCUAAAUUGUAUUACAAUAGUGUCACACCAGACUGUGAGGAGAUCCUGUCCUAUUGGCACCCACUAUCACCAGGUAAAGAAACAGAUGUCAAGAUGGGUAAAGAAAACUUAGUUUAAUAGCAUUGUCUGGCAAGAAACUGUUUAUCAGUAAAUGAAGUUGUGGAAUCAUCA